GCAGCUGUAAUAUGUAAACAAGUUUGUAUACUGUUUUAACUUUUUAUUAAAGAAUCGUCAAACUUGAUUUGAAAGCAAAUAAUGCUCAACAAUAUAAUGUCAACUGAUUCAGUUUUCAAACCUUCAAUGUUUUUAUUAAGUUACAUUUCUAAUCUGAAAAGUAAAGCCUUUAUUUGGUAGAAAUUCACUAAAUUUUUAGUUAAUCUGUUUGUGGGAUUUCAGUUAGUGUUGAAUCCAAGAAAAUAUAUUUAAUGAUGUCUGUUACACCAAAAUUACACAGGAAGCUGAAGACUUCAAAACACGCCACUGUGUCACUGGACUCCUUACUGGGACUAUUAUCCUCUGCUUAUGGUAUUGAAGAGUUGGACUCAGCAGUUUUGUUUGAUAAGAACAAAGUAAACUGGAAAAAUUUAACUGUCGAAAAUUUAAAGGCCAUCGUGAAGAAAGAAGAAACCGGAGAUGACCAGAGGAAGGAAUCGGAAAAGAUAAGUGUUUCAACUUCGACAACGAGCCUGAAGAAAAACAAAGGUAGUGGGAGAGAGAUUGAUGUGACACUUGUUUCCAUCAAAAGUCUAGAAAGUUUUAAACAAGCGCUAGAUAAAUCUGGAUCAGACAUAAACACAACAGACAUCACUAAGAUAGAAGCCACUGUAGAUGGUAAACAAACAACUGAUGAGAAAGCCAAAGAGGAUGUGAAGCAGACAGAUAAGAAUUCCAACAAAGAUUGUAAUAAUAUGGACAUAAAAGAGCAGCCAAUAAUUUGUGGAUUUUUUAUUGACGAUAUCAAUCAAAAACUGGUUUUCGACAUUCAGUUCACCAAGAAGACCAAGAAAAGUGAAAUGAUUCCGGAUUUCAAUUUUAAUGAACCUGAAGUAUCUAUAAAUGUUACCGAUAUAUCAAAGCGUGCUACAUCGUGUGUGAAAUUAACAAAGUCUUGUUUGGUUUCAAAUUUUCAGUACUUUGCUGAGGUAGAUAAGGAGUACGGAUUGGAAAAUCUUGACGUCACUUUGGAGUGCAAUUUAAAUGUUUUUCAGUGGAUCGUCCAAUGGGUGAAAGCAGAUAUCGUAAUGUGCAAGCCAAACUUGAAUUUGAGUAUUCUAAAAAACAUACUGUCAAUGGUGUAUCAUCUCAGGGUAGAAAAUUUACUAGAAGAAUGUCUGGACUACUUUCAUGCAAAUUGUGAAAAUGCAUUGGGGAAUGAUAAUGAUAUUGAAUAUGUUUUCGAUGAUGAGCUUCUAUCUAAAUACACAAGCUGGAUCUCCAACUCAGAACUUGAUGAGAUGAAUGAUAAUUUCAGUAGUUUUAAGAUGAAAAUGUUCUGUUCUCUCAUAAAACUUUUGGUCGACCCAAAUCCAAGUACAGCUGUCGGUCACUUUUCUUCUCUGGCAACGAUAUUUCAGUGUGGUAACUGUGACAAGUUUCUGCAAAAGAACAUGGUAGAUUAUAUCACUUGCAGGAGCGACUGCAUGCAGAUGGACUACAACGGAGAGUUAAAACCUCAUCACGAGCAGUCGUCCUCAUGGGAUCUGUCGAGAUACAUAGAACUGAUGUUCGAAGAGUUGGGAAGUUGGAGAGUUGUGUACUGGCGGUUGUGGGGUAUGUGUCACUUCUUGACCUGCAACGAAUGUUAUCUUCCCUACCCACUAAGUCAAAGUGACUGGUGUCCGUAUCAUACGACCGAAGUGGAGUAUUUUCCAAUGAAUUCUAAUCUCUUCUACCCGAUUGGGAUGUACCAGUGUUGUGGAGAAAAGGCAUUCAAGUUCAAUACACUUCAACCGUACGGAGGUUGUAAGUUUAGAAGUCAUACACCCCGUUUGGAUUCAGAAGAAAGGAUAAGAAUUUUUGAAAUAUUUCUGAAACAUAAGCACUACAUAAGUAUUCAACCUGUUGAGAACGUUGGUCCAAAGAAAUUCGUCAAAUUAUUGAAAAGGAAUAGUGAUGUUCUGACACUUCAAGAUGAUACGCAUGUUGAUAGUUUUUGGUGGCAAGGGAUACUGCUAGCUCCCAAGGUGAAGAAAGAUUACUCAGUAAUCCCCAUGAAUGUCUUAAACCACGUGAGAAAUAGACCACAAGAAAAUAAAUGUUUGAAGAUUUGCAAACCUUUAAGUUUUGAAUCACAAGUACAUUUCGGUGUGAUGCCAUCUUCUACGACAAUAUUGGUUGUUGAGAAAACGAUGAGCGAGAAUGAAACAAUGCGGUACAAAAAGAACAAAGCAAAAUCAUCAAUUCGCAAAGUGAAGUCAAAUAUGGUCGCUGGUACAGGAGUAAAACUGAAGAAGAAAAAAUCAGUGUGCUCUUAUCAACCUACAGAGUCUGUGUGGUCAAACUGUGAGACCAAUAAGGAUAACCAGGACAACCAAAGGGACUUCGAGGAGAUAGCAAUGCGGAGCCUGGUGAACAUGUUGACUCCAGAGUUCCAGAGAUUCACUGGAGACUCGGUUGCCGGCAGUUAUCUCCGCCUGGAAGCCCAGUGGUGGCAGGAGCACUCUGGAGAUGCCAGAUCUGGAAAGAACUCAGGGACAGUUGUAAAUCGCACCUUCCCUCUCUCAUGGUACAGGAGGCUUACUCUCUGAAUUGGAUUUUGGCUGUCUUCAAGAUUAAAUUAUUAUUAUAAAUAGAUUUUUAUGUCAACUAGUUAUUUAAUCAAAUGUGCUAAUGUUAAUGUAAAUUUAUGUUAUAUUGA
Molecule: messenger RNA, 2683 nt
Organism: Homalodisca vitripennis (glassy-winged sharpshooter)
Lineage: Eukaryota; Metazoa; Arthropoda; Insecta; Hemiptera; Cicadellidae
Product: SANT and BTB domain regulator of class switch recombination-like
Exons: 1
Coding region: 252-2573 (773 amino acids)
Biological process (GO): regulation of DNA-templated transcription
Molecular function (GO): sequence-specific DNA binding; DNA-binding transcription factor activity
Source: RefSeq, a predicted model, not a curated record